Molecule: messenger RNA, 6921 nt
Organism: Melozone crissalis (California towhee)
Lineage: Eukaryota; Metazoa; Chordata; Aves; Passeriformes; Passerellidae
Gene: ZBTB44
Product: zinc finger and BTB domain containing 44
Exons: 6
Coding region: 142-1992 (616 amino acids)
Molecular function (GO): protein binding
Source: RefSeq, a predicted model, not a curated record
CCAUCCCGGUCAUCCCGCUCGUCCCGCCGCCUCCCGGCCCCGCCGUCAUGGCCCCCAGAUAGCGGCCCGGCCUCACCGACCGCCCGCAGGAUACCUUUGAUCUGUCAUAUGUGGGAAGAACGCUAAGAGAGCCAUCUAAAAAUGGGUGUUAAAACAUUCACUCAUAACUCCCCUGCUCACAGCCAGGAGAUGCUGGGGAAGCUCAACAUGCUCCGCAACGACGGCCACUUCUGCGACAUCACCAUCCGCGUGCAGGACAAGAUCUUCAGGGCACACAAGGUGGUGCUGGCGGCCUGCAGCGACUUCUUCCGCUCCAAACUCGUUGGCCAAGCGGAGGACGAGGGCAAGAGCGUGUUGGACCUGCACCACGUGACGGUGACGGGCUUCAUCCCCCUGCUGGAGUACGCGUACACGGCCACGCUGUCCAUCAACACCGAGAACAUCAUCGACGUGCUGGCCGCCGCCAGCUACAUGCAGAUGUUCAGCGUGGCCAGCACCUGCUCGGAGUUCAUGAAAUCCAGCAUUUUGUGGAACACGCCCAACAGCCAGCAGGAGAAGGUGCUGGAUGCGGGACAGGAGAGCGGUGCAAACUGCAAUUUCACCUCCCGGGACGGCAGCCUGUCCCCGGUGUCCUCCGAGUGCAGCGUGGUGGAAAGAACCAUCCCCGUGUGCCGGGAGUCGCGGAGGAAGCGCAAAAGCUACAUCGUCAUGUCUCCUGAGAGCCCCCUCAAGUGCAACACGCAAACCAGCUCCCCCCAAGUGCUCAAUCCUUCCACUUCCUACCCAGAGUCCAGAAAUCAGCCCGUGGACUCGUCCCUAGCCUUUCCCUGGACUUUUCCUUUUGGAAUUGAUCGAAGGCUUCAGUCAGAAAAGGUGAAGCAGGCGGAGAACUCUAGGACUUUGGAAAUGCCUGGGCCCUCCGAGUCCAGCAGGAGGAUGGCAGAUUAUGUGACUUGUGAGAGCACCAAGGGCAGCUCUCCCCUGGUGAUCGAGGAGGACGUGCGAGUCAAGGUGGAAAGGCUCAGUGACGAGGAGGUUCACGAGGAGGUGUCACAGCCUGUGAGCGCAUCCCAGAGCUCCCUGAGCGACCAGCAGACGGUCCCAGGGAGUGAGCAAGUGCAGGAGGAUCUCCUGAUCAGCCCUCAGUCUUCAUCUAUAGGCUCCAUAGAUGAGGGGGUUACAGAGGGACUGCCCACACUCCAGAGCACCUCUGGCACCAGCGCUCACGCAGACGAUGAUGAUCGUCUGGAGAACGUUCAGUAUCCCUACCAACUCUACAUUGCUCCUUCCACCAGCAGCACAGAGAGGCCCAGCCCCAACGGUCCCGACAGACCCUUCCAGUGUCCCACGUGCGGGGUGCGCUUCACCCGCAUCCAGAACCUGAAACAACACAUGCUCAUCCACUCAGGCAUUAAACCCUUUCAGUGUGACCGCUGUGGGAAAAAGUUCACCCGCGCUUACUCGCUCAAGAUGCAUCGCCUGAAGCACGAAGGUAAACGCUGUUUCCGGUGCCAGAUAUGUAGUGCCACUUUCACUUCCUUCGGGGAAUAUAAACACCACAUGCGGGUUUCCCGGCACAUUAUCCGCAAGCCUCGGAUUUACGAGUGCAAAACAUGCGGCGCCAUGUUCACCAACUCUGGAAAUUUAAUCGUUCACCUGAGGAGCUUGAACCAUGAAGCGUCAGAGCUAGCAAACUACUUCCAGAGCAGUGACUUCCUAGUACCGGACUACUUAAACCAGGAACAAGAGGAGACCCUCGGGCAGUAUGAGCUAGGGGAGCAUGGCUUUGAGAGCAACUCUUCUGUCCAAAUGCCUGUCAUUUCACAGGUGUCAUCUACUCAGAAUUGUGAAAGCACUUUCCCCUUGGGGUCUCUGGGUGGGUUGGCAGAGAAGGAAGAAGAUGUGCCAGAGCAGCCAAAGACUAACACCGCUGCUGAGGCAGCCGCGGGUGACCCUCCCAAACCGGAGCUGUCAUCUAUUACUAUCGAAUAAUUCAUGGUUUGGUUUCAUUUUUGUUCUUUGGAAAGUGCCUGUGUUUGGUCCUGUACAUUUUAAUUUAAUUUUUUUAAACGAAAAGUGGGGAGAUUUUCCCCUUUUUACUUUGUAAGCUAUGCUUUAAACUGAAAACUGCGACAGAUGUUACGUUAUUUUUCAUGACUGAAUGAUCACUUGUGUGAAAAUAUUUAAGACUGAUUGCACAAAAAAAGAUCUUGUCAGAACAUCAUGGAAGCUGUGAUAUACUUCUAAAGAAGAACAACUGAUUCAGAUCACUUUAACUAUUCCUUCUUCCACAGUUAGAGCAGCUCAUUAAGUUUCUCUUGCUUCUGCAGGCCCUCUGGUUAAGGGAAAGAAAUCAGAGGAAACCUUUUUCAAAUGAUAAACAAAAGGAUGCAUUGGAAACCAUGAUUGAACAGUUUUGACUAGUUUUGAGUGGAUGCUUUAAUCCUCUGCAUAAAGAAGUGACACUUCCUAUAUGUGCCUGCUGUUUUUCAAAACCCUUACUGUGCCCUGUGCUUGGAAAUGGUGAGUGGUUUUGAAAGGAACAGUCGCACACUUCUUCAAAACACACAUCCCUGUCCAGCCCAGAUGAAUGCCAGGUAUUCCUACUUCUUCUGUUCCAGUCCUUUUAGAAACUGCUUGAUCAAAUAGCCUAAACAGAUCAGCCCAGCUGAGGCUGGGCAUGGAAAGUCUAAAGGUGCACCAGGAAUUGGGAAUGAUGGAGAAAUGUUCAGCCAUGCAAGCCUGACAAAUAUCUCCUGACUGUACCUGUCUGCAGAUGGGGAACCACAAAGGAAAAUGAAGGUUUUCCCAAACUGAAAUUCUUAAACCUUGGCCAGACUAUUUGCAGUUCUGAUCAUUGCCCCCUCACAUACACACUGUGUUUUUACUAAUCGGAGAUUUAGCUAGAGGGAGUUUACAGAUUGGAAAAAAUAAGCUCUUUUGUGCAUUAUUGCACUUUUUUUUUUUGUUUAUACAUAUGUAUGUAUAGUUUCAGAGAUUUUUACUAGCCUGUUUUGGAUAAAACAAGCAAUUUAUUCUCUCUAAGGACAACUUUCUAACCAACAGGGGGCUGUUUACAAAAAGCCUAUAGAGCAAUGAUGAAUUGUUCCUGUUUCAAAACACUUUAAAUCCUUGCCAACUCGGUUUAUUAAAGGCCAUUACUCCAGCUACACACACAACUCAAGCAAGCAAUAAUCUGAAAUAUUUGCAAUUUCAUUUUUCCAUAUUUAGAAAAAGCUACAAAUGGAGGGUGUGGGAUUUUCAGAGCAGUGAGUCUUGUUUGGUCGAGCCUGUUUGGGCUCAAGUACUGCUUUGAAACCUAAAUUAGGAAGUACAUUAGGAGAUUUGUGAUCUUUCUUACAGCUUCUGAAGUUAACUCAGUGUUUGAUGCCAAAUGCCCACGGCCUACAGAUGAUGUGCUGAGUGAGUAGGUAUUCCUUGAUCUCAGUAUUCCAAAGGCAUGAUUUACUCCCCUAGUUUUGAGUCUUGUUUGUGUAAAUUGAUAUUUUCUGUUAUUUUCCGGAUUUGUUUUAUGCAAACAUGAGGAGGAAAUGAAAGCAAUAGAGAAAGGUUGCUCCUGAAGAAACAGAAGACACAAAAGUCGUAUUAUAUUGCACAUCAAUUUGUAUUCAGUCAGCCUAGGCAGCUCUGAUACUCUCUGAGACUGAGUUCUUUCUAUUAAUAGCCAGCUUUUGUAAGGAAAAAAGUUUAUUGACCUUUGGAAAGUGUUUAAAGGGUUUCAGUGACUUCAGCAAUUUUUCUCUUUUUAGGUUAAACCCACAUAUUUUAGUUAAAUAGAGUGAAAACAGUUGGGAUUUAAGCACUUUCCAGCUUGCUGGAAUGAGGUUUCUCCACCAGAUCCAAAGGGUGUUUUAGAAACAUGCUGCAAAGAACUUCUGUGCUGCAAUUCAGUCUUGAUUAUAUCUACCUUUGUGAGGCUUCUUAAAAGGGCUUGAAGGAGAAAUGCUUUUUCUGGGCUGUGAAAUAGCCCAGUGCCUGCUGAUGAGCUGAAUUUAGAGACCAUUUCCCUUCCACUUGUGAUUUCUCUGAGAAGCCAGUGAGACAAGACAAAGCCUUUUGCUGAGCUUUGUUCUGACCUAGAGGGCUGCAACACUGAGCUCAAAUCCAGCGUUUUCUCUUUUUCCUGACAUGUUCCACAGGUAAAUGAGAGUCCUUUGUGAGUCAUGUUCUGAACAGUGCUUCACCCAAACCACAUUUCCUGACUGCACAGAUGUAAUAAUCAAAGGUGGUCAGGGAUGAGCUGGAAGACAUAAUCUGAUCAUUAAAAUCUGAUCAUUUUCAUCCCUGAAGUAUUUUACUAAAGAGUUCAUUGGUGAGAAGGUACAAAUACACCACAGACAUACGUGCAUAUUGGAUUUUAAGACUUAAAAUUUUGAGUCAGAAGGCAAAUUGCUUUCAGAAUACCAAAGAGAAAGGGGAAAGUUACAAAGACUUUACAACUCUGAUCUGUUCUUCCUUGAAAAGAAAUAAGCAUCAUUAACACUGAGGAACAAGGCAAGGCCUGGGGUUCAUUGUUCAUUGCACUGUGUGUUACACAUUAUCUUUUCAGCUUCCUAAUCUCUGGUAACAUCUUAAUUUAGUUCUCACUUUUCCAUCUGGUUCAACUGGAGGAAUAAUAGAGUUCUUGGAGGAUUUUGUUUGGUUGGUUUAGGGUUGAGUUUACUUGUUAAUUUUCUUGUCUGUAAUUGUUUCUUGUUAAUAUCUCUUUUCUCCAUAGAAAUGAAUACGGUUUAAAUGCAAACACCUUUUUAUUCCUCCUCUCUAAAACUUGUUGGAAGUGCUCAGUUCUUUGAAAUGCUGGUGUUCUUCACAAGAGAGAUGUAAAAACACAGGACAUCUUCAAACAAUUUAUGUUGCUCAUGUGCUUGGAUUCCAAACAGAGCAAGAGAGAUAACUAAAAUAGAAAAAAAUUGCCUUAAACUACACUUGGGAUUAAACCUAAACCAUCCAUUUCUUUCAGCACAUUAUCAGAGGGUUUUGAAUUCUGGGAUGCAUUUUCUUAUUUCUUCUUCACUUUUUUCCCCUCCCUCCCAAAAAAUCCAUUAUUUAGUAUGCAUUUCUGUGUCUGCUAGACAAGGGUCAGGGCUGAUGUGGUUCAGCCCUCCUGCUGCAAGCAGAGUGAGCCCAAGUGGUGUCCCCACAGCUGGAGUUCAGUUGUCAGGCUCGCAGAGACCACGGCCAAGUCUCUCAUACUGAGAGAUCAGUAGACUCGGGUAUUGGAAAUGGUUCUGGCUUCACAUGGAUUCUGAGUCGAAAAGAUGUGAAUUUAAACUUUUUAAAAAAGUAAUAGCUGCCAAUGCAGUCAGAUAUAUUUUAUAAGACUAUGAUCCCUAUAUGUCCCCUGUGGGAUGGAGUUUUAUUGUUUUUAAGCUAUGGUUUAAGGUUUUAUAUGAGGGCUUCAGGCACUUCUUGGUCGCUGGUUCCACCCUGCAGCCCUGGGUUGGGAGGGCUGAGGUGAGUGCUGGUCUCUCUCAGAGACAAACCAGGAAGCAUUUUAUAUGCAAACCCAGCAGGAGCUUUGUGCACCCUGCAGGGAUGAGAGAAUUCAGAUGGAGGAGCACCUGCUGCUCCCACAUCCAUUGCAACUUCCACACCAUCAGAAAAUGGAAAAUAGCUGAUUUUCAUUCAGGCCGCUCACGUUCCAGUUUUGCUCACAAGGGGAAAUCCUGUUUUGGAGGGUUCUCAUCUCCAACUGUAGACAUAAUAAAUCCCAUAGCAUCGUGAUGAUGGCAGGUAAGAGGGUUCAAGACAGUACCUCACCACACCAGAGGUACCUGGUAAAUAGAGUGGGUUCCAAGUAUUUGAGGAAAUGUACCAUGAAAGAAACAAAUGUGAAUUUUUUUAGUGCAACAGUACUUACUGCUCUGGAUUUUUGUUCACUCCGUGUGCUAGCACAGUAACUCCGUGUCCCACAGCUCUCAGCUACAAAUCUGGUUGCACUAAAAAAAAAAAAAUGGAAUCUGGUGCUGCCAGCCUGUGUGGCAACUGUACCUACAGUCUUCCUGAGGGUUGCUGAAGUCCCCAGAAGAGUGAUUUUGUUUCACCAUUCAUUUAGCUGUGCAUGCUUUUGAUAUUCUGACCUGUAACCCUGGCUACACCGAGUCCUUGGACGGCUUCCUUGCUCUGUUCUGCAGUGCCUUCACUCGAGGUGCUGCCCAUGGUGAAACCCCAAAGAGGGAAAAGUGGAAGCUGGAGGGGAAAAAAAAUGUGAAUUAAAUUAUUGUUGGGCUUCUUUGUGCAUUUUAGUAACAGUGAAACCCCCUUAACUGUGCCAGUCUCCAGUCACCAGCCGUAUAUCAGUCAUCAUCUCAUCCUCAGUACAGCUUCUCUUGUUGAUGCUGGCCACAGCUAGAUUACUUGGCAUGUUUAUUGACCUAACAGAAUUGGUUUUGGGUUUUGGUUUUGUUUUUUAAUGUAUACGAUGUUUAAAUACACUUCACAUUUUAUAUAAUACUAUCUGGCUAUUAGUAUUUUUCAGGAACCAUAGUUCUUGGUGGCUAUAUAUAUUUUUGUGACUUUUUUUGUAAACUAAGUGCCGUUUCAACGUUACAAUCAUUUUUAGAGUUAUUGUAAUCAAUGUGAAUAUCAUGUUUUUUCAAAUCUGUUCUGAGCCUGUAGUGUUUGCUUUGUGAUCAUAUGUGUAAUGUAUAUAUUCUGUAUAGUUACAUUGUAUUGAAAUACUAGCUUGUUUGAUAUAAGAAAAGUAUGUAUUGGGUACCUUUUUGCUAGCCUGGUUGUUUAAUCUUUAAAAAAAAACUUCCAAAAUACAAAAAAAAAAAAUCUCCAAACUGGUCCCAUUAUAGGUCAAAAUUAAGGGGGGAGAAAAACUAGUUUUGAGUGUCUUUGGAUAGAAAUAUGAAGCUAAGAUUUUUCAUUAAAAUAUUAAUGUUUUAUGGAGUA